AAUUCUUUUCUUCCGGUAAAAGCCAGGGAACUCGAGCUUAAAAACUAAAACCAGGGAGAGCUAGCGAGCGAGAGAGAGAGAGAGGGAUGGAUCCAAAGCUAACAGAAGUAUCGCAGCUAUUCGAGCGAUUCAAAGCGGCAUGUACUAGAGACGAUUUCAAUACUUCAACGAAUCUGCUUUCUCAGCUCAAGGUUUUGUUGAUAGGAUUUCGAAGCUUGCCGCCGUUGUUUGAAAACACGCCUCAUUCUGUUCAAGAAUUGAUUAUAGCAAGGGAUAUUUAUGAGCAUGCUGUUCUUUUGAGUGUGAAGAUUGGGGAUCAGGAUGCGUUUGAAAGGGAUUUCUUUCAGUUGAAGCCUUAUUAUACUGAUGCCGGUGGCCGUCUUGCCCCAUCUCCUCAGGAGUAUAUGAUCUUGGGUCUCAACCUCUUGAGACUCUUAGUCCAAAACAGAAUUGCUGAAUUCCAUACUGAAUUGGAAUUGCUCUCCCCUGCUGCUUUGGAGAAUCCUUGCAUCAAGCAUGCCGUGGAGUUGGAGCAGUCCUUCAUGGAAGGGGCUUACAAUCGUGUGUUAUCUGCAAAACAGAAUGUGCCAUACAAGACUUUUGAUUAUUUUAUGGAUCUCUUGGCAAAGACUGUAAGGGAUGAAAUAGCUGGAUGCAGUGAGAAGGCAUAUGACUAUCUUUCAAUAAGUGAUGCCCGGCAAAUGUUGCUCUUCUCUUCUGAUGAUGAACUUUUGGAAUACAUCAAGGAGGGGCAUCUUGAGUGGGAGAUAAAGAAUGGCUCUGUAGUUUUCCAGAAGGCAAACGAAUCUGCUCCCUGCAAAGAGAUACCAUCUCUACAUCUCAUCAACCAGACAUUGAGUUAUGCUAGAGAGUUGGAGCGGAUUGUGUAAAAGAUAGAUAGCUGUCUUCAGACACAAAACUUCCAACUUGGAACUGUUUCAUUUGAGGAUACAAAUUUCAAUUGCCAUCUUUUGCGGUUCAAUUUGGUCACUCGGCGGCCUACAUUAUCAGCAUUUCUCUCUUUGAUUUGUAAUGCUCCAGUGCAUUUUACUUUUAAUUUCACAAUUUGACAUGUUUCAUGCUGCUUUGGAAAAUUAUCUUUACAGA
Messenger RNA from Populus trichocarpa (black cottonwood), 1107 nucleotides. Its product is annotated as 26S proteasome non-ATPase regulatory subunit 8 homolog A. Gene Ontology annotation, cellular component: nucleus; cytosol; proteasome regulatory particle. Bases 87 to 890 code for a protein of 267 amino acids. The record is from RefSeq and is a predicted model, not a curated record. Gene Ontology annotation, biological process: proteasome-mediated ubiquitin-dependent protein catabolic process. Lineage: Eukaryota; Viridiplantae; Streptophyta; Magnoliopsida; Malpighiales; Salicaceae. The transcript has 6 exons.